AGUUUAAAUCUCAUCUUUCGCUUGACUUCUCAUUUGUAACAAAUAAAAUAGUCCUAGAAAAUGUAAUUAAACUAUGUAAAUUGCACAAGAAUUCCCUCUCUUCUUUUUGUUUUAUUUUUGAGACAUAAGAUAAGUUUAUCAUGAGCUCAAAUCCAUGAGAUUAUUUGCUCCCAAAAAAUUCAAAAAAAAAAAAAAAGUAGUUGAAAAGAGAAAAAAGGAAAUGACAGACAAAGUAGGAUGAUGAUAUCAAUAUGGAAAACGAUGUAGUAGGAAGAAACUCAUGGAAAUAGUAUUCGCUUUAUGGGGAAGGUAACUGCCAAAACAACUCCUCUGUUCUUCCAAUCAAAACUCCUCUGUAUUUCUCUGUUGUAUCUCUUCACCACUCUUUUCCUUGCUCUCUACCAUUCUUUCUCCUCCACCAAAUGCCUCUUUAGAUCCUCUCCUUUUGAUCCAAUCCAAACGCCACUCUUUUCUUACCCUCCUUCCUAUGGAGAACACAAGUAUGCUAUCCCCACCGACCGCUCUUCUUGUUCCUCCCCUGUCUUCUUCUCUGAUUAUGGGAUGGUGGUGGAGGAGAUCCAUAAUUUGUGUAAGAAUUUUUCAGCAUUUUUACCGGCUCUGAGGUAUUUACAGGGGAAAGGUGACACUUUUGGUGGAUAUUUGAGUACCCUGAAGAGAAUUUCUUAUUUCAAUCAUUCCAAUAAUGGCAUUAAAGUCCCUUGUGGAUUUUUCAAAAAGUUUCCUGUUAGUAAUUCUGAUCGAGUUGCCAUGGAAAGCUGCAAUGGAGUUGUUGUAGUAUCUGCAAUCUUCAAUGAUCAUGACAAAAUCCGGCAACCAAUAGGUCUUGGAUCUAAAACCAUAGAUAGUGUAUGCUUCUUCAUGUUUAUAGAUGACAUAACCCUUAAAGGGCUUUAUUAUCACCAAGUAAUAACACAAGACUCACCUGACUACAAAGUCGGAGUCUGGAGAAUCGUUAAAGUUUCAUCGAAGAAAUUGUAUGAGAAUCCUGCAAUGAAUGGGGUGAUACCAAAAUACUUAGUUCAUAGACUUUUUCCGAACUCGAAAUUCAGCAUUUGGAUAGACGCGAAGGUUCAGCUUAUGGUUGAUCCAUUGUUGUUGAUACAUUCUCUUGUUGAGUCACCGACCGCGGACAUGGCUAUAUCAAAGCAUCCUUAUUAUAUUCAUACCAUGGAAGAAGCUAUGGCGACGGCAAGGUGGAAGAAAUGGUUGGAUGUUGAUGCUUUGACCAGGCAAAUGGAGACAUACUGUGAAAAUGGGUUGCAGCCAUGGACUUCCGAUAAGCUCCCCUAUACCACAGAUGUACCAGAUAGUGCAUUAAUCUUGAGGAAACAUGGAUUGGGAAGCAAUCUUUUCUCCUGCCUUUUGUUCAAUGAGUUGGAAGCAUUUAACCCUAGGGACCAACUGGGUUUUGCAUUCGUGAGAGAUCAAAUGAACCCAAAGCUGAAGUUGAACAUGUUUGAGGUGGAAGUUUUUGAGCAGAUUGUAGUGGAAUACAGGCACAACCUUAAAAAAUUGGGGAAUAUUGAAGCUAGGUCGUCUGCAGGGACCAGACCCAAAGGGAACAAAAGGGGCAGUCAUGAAAAUUUCUAUUUGAAUGGCAGCAGUUGCCAGAAGUAUCUUUUGGAAAUGUGGGGUGAAUCCCAUAGUUGAUUUUGUCCCUGACUAAGGGGUCAAAGAAUAUGAAAGGAAAAAAGAAAAGGUCAAAUAGAGGGAAAAAAUGGAAAAAAAACAAACCAAACGACAUUUCGCAGAGAAAAGCUGACAAACAUAACAGGUUGAAGGGGUAUCCAACUAUUUUAUUAAUGAUUUUUCGGCUGUGGCGGUGGUAUUAUUCUUUCGAAGCUUUUCAAUUCAAGUUUCAACCAAGGCAUUAAAAUAAAGAGUAAGUGGGUGGUGUUUUUCGGUCGAUGCUGCAAAUUGGUGUACCCUUUGAAGUCGCUGUGGAUUUACUGUUCACAAACAGCUUAAUUUCAGAAGUUAUUCAAGUAAUUAAUGAAGUUCCACAUAAAAAAUGGUUUGUUAAUUGUCCUUGGGAUUGGCCUCCACUCUUUUUUUUAUCAGUUCCUCUUUUCCUUUUUCAUUUUCUUGUAAAUUUAUAUU
This is a messenger RNA of Durio zibethinus, 2121 nucleotides long. Its product is annotated as alkaline ceramidase TOD1-like. NCBI's taxonomy places the organism in Eukaryota, Viridiplantae, Streptophyta, Magnoliopsida, Malvales, Malvaceae. The record is from RefSeq and is a predicted model, not a curated record.